AUGCCGAAAGGAAAACGCACGCGAAUCGUCGCCUUGACGAGAACACGAAAGAAAGGCCUGGAUUCCAAGAAAAAGCUAAUGGACGACCUCAGGUCCUGUCUUGAAGACUACGAGCGAGUGUUUGUUUUCUCUGUUCGGGACAUGAGGAACGCGAAGCUGAAGGACAUGAGAACCAAGUGGAGAACCAGCAGGUUUUUCUUCGGCAAGAACAAAGUGAUGGCCAUUGCGUUGGGCCGCACUGCGGAAGAGGAGCAGGCGGACGGUUUGCACAAGUUGUCCAAGGCCCUGCGGGGCCAGUGUGGCCUCAUGUUCACCAACAGCGCCAAGGACGACGUGGUGGACUUUUUCGGCAAAUACGUGGAGGCGGAUUACGCGAGGGCCGGCGCCGUGGCCACGGACGACGUGGCCCUGGAAGAAGGCCCGCUGCCGGAUUUCCCGCACUCUGUCGAGCCUUACCUGAGGUUGAAGCUGGGUCUGAAAACCACGUUGAACCGAGGCGUGGUGACGUUGCUGAAGCCACAUAUUGUCUGUCGGAAAGGCGAGCGGAUGACUCCUGAGCAAACACGGCUCCUCAAGCUUAUGAACCAUCCCAUGGCAGAGUUCCGAGUCAACCUAGUUGCCGUGUGGAGCAAAGACGGGGUCGUUGAAAGACUCAAUCCUGAUGCUGACGGAGAAGAAGACGAAGAAGAAGAAGGAAGCGGUGCAGAAGACGACGCUGAAGACAUGGAUUCUGAUUGA
This is a messenger RNA of Notodromas monacha, 738 nucleotides long. The record is from the annotation of a GenBank genome assembly. Lineage: Eukaryota; Metazoa; Arthropoda; Ostracoda; Podocopida; Cyprididae.